Molecule: messenger RNA, 1707 nt
Organism: Rhodotorula toruloides NP11
Lineage: Eukaryota; Fungi; Basidiomycota; Microbotryomycetes; Sporidiobolales; Sporidiobolaceae
Product: chaperonin-containing t-complex zeta subunit, Cct6
Exons: 12
Coding region: 1-1707 (568 amino acids)
Biological process (GO): protein folding
Cellular component (GO): chaperonin-containing T-complex
Molecular function (GO): ATP-dependent protein folding chaperone; ATP hydrolysis activity; ATP binding
Source: RefSeq, a predicted model, not a curated record
AUGUCGAGCGCACUCGAGCUGCUCAACCCGCGCGCAGACCUCGCAAGGAGGGAGCAGGCAUUCCAACUGAACUGCACGGGCGCACUCGGACUCGCCAAUGUCGUCAAGUCCAACUUGGGUGCGUUGGGCACCCUGAAAAUGCUGGUGGACGGCUCAGGACAGCUCAAGAUGACCAAGGACGGAAAGGUCCUCCUCAGCGAGAUGCAGAUCCAGAACCCUACGGCGGCGUUGAUUGCACGAACGGCGGUCGCGCAGGAUGAGAUGACCGGAGACGGAACGACCAGUGUUGUCCUCCUUGUCGGCGAACUCUUGAACCAGUCCCUGCGAUACACGUCCGAAGGCGUCCACCCCCGCGUCCUCGCCGACGGUUUCGAAGUCGCCAAAAACGCCCUCACCUCGUUCCUCGACUCGUUCAAAGUGCCCCUCGCCUCGUCCUCCUCCACCCCCGCAACUCCCUCGCACGAGACCCUCGUCCAGGUCGCCUUCACCAGUCUCGCCACCAAGGUCCACAAGUCGCUUGCGCAGUCGCUCGCUCAGGCGGUCGUCGAUGCGGUCCUUGCGAUCCGCCAGCCUUCGGCUGUUCCAGGCAAGGAGGGCCAGUUCGAGCCCGUCGACUUGCACAUGGUCGAGUUGAUGAAGAUGCAGCACAUGACCGACUCGGACACGAGGCUCGUCAAGGGACUGGUGCUGGAUCACGGACCCCGCCAUCCUGACAUGCCCAAGCGCCUCGAGAACUGCUUCAUCCUCACCCUCAACGUCUCGCUCGAGUACGAGAAGACCGAGGUCAACUCGGGCUUCUUCUACUCGUCCGCCGAGCAGCGCGAAAAGCUCGUCGAGUCCGAGCGCCGCUUCACCGACGCCAAAGUCCGCAAGAUCAUCGAACUCAAGCGUCUCGUCUGCGACCAAAAGCUCGACGGUGAAGGAAACCCGGUGGGCGAGGUCAAGAACUUUGUCGUCAUCAACCAGAAGGGUAUCGAUCCCCUCUCGUUGGACAUGCUCGCGAAGCAGGGAAUCAUGGCGCUGAGGCGGGCGAAGCGGAGGAACAUGGAGAGGCUCCAGCUCGUCUGCGGCGGCACGGCGCAGAACUCGGUGGACGACCUCACGCCCGACGUUCUCGGCCACGCCGGACUCGUCUACGAGCACACGCUCGGCGAGGAGAAGUUUACAUUCGUCGAGGAGGUCAAGGAGCCCAAGAGCGUCACUAUGCUCGUCAAGGGCCCCAACGCACACACCAUCUCUCAGAUCUCCGACGCGAUCCGCGACGGCCUUCGCGCAGUCAAGAACGCCCUCGAAGACUCGUCCCUCAUCCCCGGUGCCGGCGCGUUCGAGAUCGCCGCGCACCGACACCUCGUCGAGGACGUCAAGAAGAACGAAGCCAAGGGCCGUGCGAAGCUCGGUGUGCAGGCUUUUGCGGAUGCGCUGUUGGUUAUCCCGAAGACGUUGGCGGUCAAUGCGGGCUUGGACGUGCAGGAUGCGAUCGUGGCGUUGCAGGACGAAGCUGCGGACGGCCACGUCGUUGGCCUCGACCUCGCAACAGGCGAACCUCUCGACCCUGUGACGGAGGGCGUCUGGGACAACUACCGCGUCAAGAGGCACAUGAUCCACUCUGCUGCCGUCAUCGCCUCGAACCUCCUCAUCACCGACGAGAUGAUGCGCGCCGGCCGAUCAUCCCUCAAGGGCAACGACGAGCCCAGCGGUCCGCAAUAG